Ficedula albicollis (Collared flycatcher) is the source of this 1265-nucleotide messenger RNA. RefSeq names its product replication factor C subunit 5 (gene RFC5). Gene Ontology annotation, biological process: DNA-templated DNA replication; DNA repair. The record is from RefSeq and is a predicted model, not a curated record. The transcript has 10 exons. Gene Ontology annotation, cellular component: nucleus; DNA replication factor C complex. NCBI's taxonomy places the organism in Eukaryota, Metazoa, Chordata, Aves, Passeriformes, Muscicapidae. Gene Ontology annotation, molecular function: DNA clamp loader activity; ATP hydrolysis activity; DNA binding. Bases 9 to 1082 code for a protein of 357 amino acids.
UUCGCAACAUGGCGCCGGCGGGCAGCGCCAACCUGCCGUGGGUGGAGAAGUACCGUCCGCAGGCGCUGUCCGAGCUGGUGUCUCACCGGGACAUCCUCAGCACCGUGCAGCGCUUCAUCAGCGAGGACCGGCUCCCCCAUCUGCUCCUCUAUGGGCCGCCCGGUACCGGGAAGACAUCCACCAUCCUGGCCUGUGCCAGGCAGCUGUACCGGGAACGGGAGUUCGGCUCCAUGGUGCUGGAGCUCAACGCCUCCGAUGACCGAGGCAUCGACAUCGUCCGAGGGCCCAUCCUGAGCUUUGCCAGCACCAGGACCAUCUUUAAGAAAGGCUUCAAGCUCGUCAUCCUGGAUGAAGCUGAUGCCAUGACCCAGGAUGCUCAGAACGCCCUGAGGAGAGUGAUCGAGAAGUUCACAGAAAACACUCGGUUUUGCCUCAUCUGCAACUACCUCUCCAAGAUCAUUCCUGCCCUGCAGUCCCGCUGCACCCGCUUCCGCUUUGGCCCCCUGACCCCGGAGCUGAUGGUGCCGCGGCUGCAGCACGUCAUCCAGGAGGAGGGGGUGGACGUGACCGAGGACGGGAUGAAGGCUCUGGUGACGCUCUCGAGCGGGGACAUGCGCCGGGCCCUCAAUAUCCUGCAGAGCACCUCCAUGGCCUUUGGGAAGGUGACAGAGGAGAAUGUUUACACCUGUACGGGACAUCCCCUCAAGUCUGACAUCGCCAACAUCCUCGACUGGAUGCUGAACCAGGAUUUUUCCACUGCCUACCGCAAAAUCACAGAGCUGAAGGCGCUGAAGGGCCUGGCCCUGCAGGAUAUCCUCACUGAGAUCCAUCUCUUUGUGCACAGAGGUGGGGACAGGGUCUGGCUCUGGAUCAUCCUGGAGAGCCCAAACUUGCCCCUGGCCCUCACCGAGUGUUUCCUUCUCUCCACAGUUGACUUCCCCCCCUCCAUCCGCAUGCAGCUGCUGAUCAAGCUGGCAGACAUCGAGUACCGCCUGGCAGCUGGCACCAGCGAGAAGAUCCAGCUGAGCUCCCUCAUCGCCGCCUUCCAGGUCACCAGGGACCUGGUGGUGGCUGAAGCCUGAGUCCUGCCGGGUGCAUCUGCUGCUGGAUUUGGGAAGGACCAUCAGCCCCAUGCCCAGAGCUGUUCCAUGCAGCUUCCCAGUUCCUUUCUGGAAGCCUUGAGUGCAUAGGCAGGCUAAAAAGGUUGUUAAAAGGUAGCAUUAUUCCCAAGCUCCAUGGGAAAAUACAGGUGCCUCCAAAGCCCA